Messenger RNA from Ceutorhynchus assimilis (cabbage seed weevil), 1322 nucleotides. NCBI's taxonomy places the organism in Eukaryota, Metazoa, Arthropoda, Insecta, Coleoptera, Curculionidae. The record is from the annotation of a GenBank genome assembly.
GUCGCCCAAAGCGAUAAUAUUUAUUAUGAAUUUUGAAACGAUAACCUUUUAACUUUUCCCAUUAAAAGAUAUUAAAAUUUCCUUUUGCUUCAUUUGAAAUUCCUAUUGUUUGAUGAAUAUUGAAUAAUGCUUACAAGAAGAAUUUUCUCAGCGGUAGUAGUGAAACCAAAAUUUGCUCCGAAUUUUUUAACAAAUUCCAGAAAUAUGUCCGGCGAGGAAAAUGAUGUAAUUUUCGAAGAUCUAGGCGAUAAAGGAGUAGUAAUUUUAAACAGACCUAAAGCUUUAAAUUCGCUCAAUUUAUCCAUGGUCAGUAAAAUCUAUCCGACUCUCCAGAAAUGGGAAUCUGAGAAAAAACUUGUUAUCAUAAAAGGUAAUGGAGGAAAAGCAUUUUGUGCGGGAGGAGAUGUAAAAGCAAUAGCAGAAGCAGCAUUUAAAGGUCAAAAAUUAGGACAAGAAUUCUUCAGAAGGGAAUACAUAAACAACGGCCUCAUUGGUUCCUAUAAAAUCCCUUACAUAGCUCUAAUCGAUGGAAUUGUAAUGGGCGGAGGUGUAGGGCUUUCAGUGCACGGCCCUUACAGAGUAGCCACCGAGAAAACUUUAUUUGCAAUGCCAGAAACUCAAAUUGGCUUAUUUCCUGAUGUAGGUGGUUCCCAUUUUUUGCCUAAAUUGAAUGGGAGGCUUGGAUGGUAUUUAGCUUUGACUGGAGUAAGACUAAAAGGUCCUGAUGUGUUAAAAGCAGGAGUUGCCACACAUUAUGUAGACAGUGCAAAUCUUAAAACCAUAGAAGAUGCUUUGCUUCAAUGCUCACAACACAAUGACAUUGAAACAGUUUUGAGUAGAUACCAAAAGGAAGACAAGAGUGAAUUUUCACUUGGGCCAUAUUUAGAGCAAAUUAAUAACUGCUUUUCUGCUCCUACAUUGGAAGAAGUUAUAUCUAGGCUAGAAAAAGAUGGAUCCAAAUGGGCACAAGAUACAUUGAAUUUAUUAAAGAAAAUGUCUCCGACUAGCUUAAAAAUUACUUAUAAACAAUUAGAACUUGGAAAGGAGAUGAACUUGUUGGAAUGUUUGAAGAUGGAAUAUAGAUUGGCUGUCAAUUGUGUUGAGGGACAUGAUUUCAGAGAAGGAGUGAGGGCUUUGCUAAUUGACAAAGAUCAAAACCCCAAAUGGGAUCCAGCAACUGUAAAAGAGGUUACAGAGGACAUUGUACAGCGUCAUUUCCAAAAAUUAUCAGAAGCAGAAGAAUUGAGACAUAAGUUGUAAAUUUGUUGAAUAAAUAAUAAUUUUAUAUGAGUUUGCAAACAUUGCCUUCCAAUAACUGCAAC